Strongylus vulgaris is the source of this 1230-nucleotide messenger RNA. NCBI's taxonomy places the organism in Eukaryota, Metazoa, Nematoda, Chromadorea, Rhabditida, Strongylidae. The record is from the annotation of a GenBank genome assembly.
AUGUUUGCAGUUCGUCUGUGCGAUUAUGGAGCCUAUAAUGGCGGGUCAAAGGACUUUUACAAGCUCACGGAGGAGAAGCUGGGUGCGGGUGCGUAUGCGAGUGUGCAAACUUGUGUGUCAAUCGCAUCUGGGAAGGAGUACGCUGUGAAGGUUGUUGACAAGAACGAAGAGUCGCAUACCAGAUCGCGAAUUUUAAGAGAGGUGAAUACGUUCAAGAUGUGCAAAAACCAACCGAAUAUUGUCCAGCUGAUUGAAUGGUUCGAAGACGAUGCAAACUUUUACAUGGUUUUCGAAAAAAUGAGAGGGGGACCUUUACUUGAACAUAUCAUCCGAAAGGGUUAUUUUACCGAAGAAGAGGCCCGCCGUGUUACCGUGGACAUUGCUACCGCCCUCAAGUUCCUCCACGACCGAGGAAUAGCACAUCGCGACGUGAAGCCGGAGAACAUCCUGUGCACAGAGCCUGACCGUGUGAGUCCCGUGAAGUUGUGUGAUCUGGACUUGGCCAGUCGUCCUGUGAAAGGCCACUCCCCACCCAGAAUGCCACAAAUUAAUUCCGAACCGGAUUUGGCGUCUCCAGUUGGAAGCGCCGAGUUUAUGGCUCCGGAAGUAGUUGAUGCAUUUGUAAACGAUGCUCUACGGUACGACAAGCGGUGUGAUAUGUGGUCACUGGGAGUAAUCCUGUACAUCAUGCUUUGCGGUUAUGCUCCAUUCCAGGGAGAAUGCGAUGAUGAGGACUGCGGUUGGUCUGAAGGUCAGCCAUGCGAUGAUUGCCAGCAGGAGCUGUUUCGUCGCAUUCAGUGUGGUGAAUACGACUUUCCAGCAGAAGAAUGGAGCAUGAUCAGUGCCGAAGCUAAGCACCUUGUUAGCAGUCUAUUAGUAAAAAAUGUGAGUGAGAGGCUCACUGCCAAUGAAGUGCUCGAUCACCCUUGGGUCAAGCAGAGUGCGCCAAGCACCAUCCUUCAAACUCCGAGCAACCUGUUUAGAAUUGAUUCUGCUCGGGAUGUCCAACAGAUGAGUGAGCAUUUUAAUGUGAUGAACCGUUUUGUCGCAGCUCGUCUAAGUUCUCGUCUCGAAAAGAUCGCAAUCAAUGAGGAUGAUAAGGAAAGCACAACUGAUUCGAUCAGUAGUGCAAGUCCCACAGAGGCACCGCCUAACCAGUUUGGCACUAGCGACCACAAGGCACUUCCACUGUUUAUGGUGCCUCCAGAGGCAUUCGUAGAUGCGUUUAGU